Messenger RNA from Eimeria acervulina, 3648 nucleotides. RefSeq names its product DEAD/DEAH box helicase, putative. Gene Ontology annotation, cellular component: chromosome; nucleus; cytoplasm. Lineage: Eukaryota; Apicomplexa; Conoidasida; Eucoccidiorida; Eimeriidae. Gene Ontology annotation, biological process: double-strand break repair via homologous recombination. The coding region runs from base 1 to 3648 and encodes 1215 amino acids. The transcript has 8 exons. The record is from RefSeq and is a predicted model, not a curated record. Gene Ontology annotation, molecular function: four-way junction helicase activity; nucleic acid binding; ATP binding.
AUGGUGCGGCAGCGACGGCCCCCAGAUGCAGCAGCACCCGAUGCAGGACCCAAGCAAGCAGCAGCAGCUGCAGCAGCAGCAGCAGCGGCAGCGGCAGCAGCAACAGCACCAGGGGGCAUCUCGUCUGUAUUGAGUAGCAGCAGCAGUCGCCUCCCGGUUGCUGCUUCUCCUUCCUUCCGGCUGCAGCGGUUGCUGCUGGCACCGCAGCAGCAGCAGCAGCAAAAGCAGCAGUCAGUCGGUAGGUCUUCGCAACAGCCAAGUGCUGCUGCUGCUGUCUCCCCCAGCAUACCGGUAUACUGCGGCAGCAGCAGCAGCGACGAUGAAAUAGAAGAGUGCACACAGCGGCAACGCAGCACUGCUGCAGCAGCUGCAGCAGCAACAGCAACAGCAGCAGCAGCAGUAAAGAGAACACCAACGCCAUCAGUAGUAGCAACGGCAACUCCCUCAACAUCUGCAACGCCUAGAGAUCCCAGCCCACAGCAGCAGCAGCAGCAGCAGCAGCAACAGCAACAGCAGCACCAGGAGCAGCAGCUGCAGCAGAAGCGUUCACCUGGGUCUCCAGACACCUUGAAGGGCUCGGCGGACGCGAAGCGUCGCAACAGCAGCAGCAGCAAUAGCAGCAGCAGCAAUAGCAGCAGCAGCAAUAGCAGCAGCAGCAAUAGCAGCAGCAGCAAUAUCAGCAGCAGCAAUAGCAACAGCAGCAACAGCAGCAACGUCUGCAGCAGCAAGCGUUUGGUGGACGGAGAGUCUCAGGUGUCCUCUCAGCACAGCAGCGGCAGCAGCAGUAGCUGCCAUGAUGAUUGCAGCAGCAGCAGCAGCAGCAGCAACAGCAGCUGCUGCUGUCAAAGGAGCAACAGCAUACCAGCAGCAGCAGCUGCUGCAGUGAUGCGAGAAGCCCUCGAGGAAGCGCAGCAGUCUGUUAGGCAGCUGCUGCCUCUGCUGCAGCCCCCCCACGAUCCAUACACAGCAUCAUUCCUUGCUCUGCUGCCGCAGCAACAGCAACAGCAACAACAGCAGCAGCAGCAGGAACAGCAACAACAGCAGCAGCAGCAAAAGCAGCAGCAGCAAAAGCAGCAACAGCAACAGCAGCAGCAGCAGCAGCAUGCGGAAUGCCUCUUUUCUGAAGGAGAGGGGGGUGCUUCUUCUUGCUGCCAGCAAGAAGAAGCACAGUGGAUUGUUAGUAGCCCCAGUGAGGCAACAGAUGCAGAACCAGCAGCAGCAGCAGCAGCAGCAGGUGCAGCAGCAGAUGGAGACAGCACGUCGGAAUACACUGCAGCAGAUGCUGCAACAGAAGGAGACAGUGAAGCAGCAACUGACUCUGAUAUCGACCCAACUUUGUGUGCGGAUUGGGGGUAUGUCUGUGUUCCUGCUGCUUCUGCUGCUGCUGCUGCUGCUGCUGCUGACGGUCUUCCCCCCAACGGCAGCAGCAGCAGCCGGCGUCGCCGCCGCCGCAGUAGCAGCAGCAGCAGCAGCAGCAGUUUUUGUGAGGCCCUCUUCAGCUCCGAUGGAGACACGACUCCUCUAGGCACUCUCCGGCAGCAGCAGCAGCAGCAAAAGCAGCAGCAGCAGAAGCAGCAGAAGCAGAAGCAGAAGCAGCAGCAGCAGCCUUCAGGACGCACGAAGCAGCGAAAGUCCUCCCAAGCGACAUCUGCGUCUUCUGCCUCACAGAGCAGCAACAGCAGCAACACCAGCAGCAGCAGCAGCAGCAGCAGCAGGUGGAGCGCAUCAUCGGAGUGCAGCAGCGCUUCCGGCGGAGGAGGGAAGAGUCUGUGCUACCAGUUGGCUGCUUUGCUGCUGGGGGGCGUCUGCGUUGUGGUGUCUCCGCUGAUUGCUUUGAUGGAGGACCAGCAGAGACAUCUGCAGCAAAAAGGAAUUAGAGUUGAGAGGCUUGAUGCCUCCCUCUCCAAACAGGAAGUGCGCCGGGUGUACGGGGACCUGCGCAGCAGCUCUCCUCAGACGCAAGUGCUGCUGAUAACAGCAGAAAGACUAACAGCUUCUAAACGGCUUGCAGAGACAUUCGACUGCCUCUACCGCCGCCGUCUCCUACGGCUAUUCGUUGUCGAUGAGGCGCAUUUGGUGUCUCAGUGGGGCGAAGAUUUUCGCGGAGAAUAUUUGGGGUUGUCGGUGUUUAAACAAAAAUAUAAAGGGGUUCCUGUCCUUGCUCUUACUGCUUCUGCUUCGCCAGAGGUGUCUAGACAGUGGGGCUCUGGAGCUCCGUUGGUGGUUUGCUGCACUGUUGCCUUCGGCCUCGGGGUUGAUCGCUCUGAUGUUCGCUUUGUCUUUCAUCAUUCUAUGCCCCCUUCUAUCGAAAGGGCGAGCGACGUGAGUUGUUAUGGGGCCCUUCGCGACCUUAGCGCGGACCGCGUUGACGCCAUAAUAUCCCCCGGUCCUGCUGCUCACGACUUCCUCUGUGAGAGUUUGCCUUUUGUUAUUCGCAUUUGCGUUCCUAAGACAGCGCCGCAGCCGCUGCCUGCUGCAGCAGCAACAGCAGCAGCAGCAACAGCAGCAGCAGCAGCAACAGCAGCAGCAACAACAGCAUCAGCGGCGAACAAGUCAAAAGCUGUUGAACGCCAAGUCAUGCCCUCCCGUGUCAGUACAGCAACAGCAGGAGCGCCUGCAGCAGCAGCAACAGCAACAGCAGCAAAAGCAGCAACAACAGCAGCAAAAGCAGCAGCAACAACAGCAGCAGAAACAACAACAGAACCAGGGUCUUCUGGGUGGCAGCAAAAACCAAGCCCUGUCAGUUCUUCUGUCUCCUUCUGUCCCUAUCCUUACCCGAAGACUGUCGAUGCUCUGUUGCAGCAGCCUUCGCCUCCUGCUGCUGCUGCUGCUGCUGCUCCCGCUGCUGCUGCUGCUGCUGCAUCCGCAGGGGGCAACGCGAGUGAGAAAGACAGGCCGCGUAGCGCUCGCGCGCACGCAGCAGCAGCGGGUUUGCUGCGUGCAGAAGAAGCAGCAGCGGCAUUUGCUGCUGCUCCUGCUGCUUCUGCUGCUGCUCCUGCUGCUCCCUCUAGCUUCUCUACAGAGAUACCGCAUGCAGCAAAGCAGCAGAGACAUACACCUCAAGCAGCAAGCAUUCCCCCUCCACUCUUUUACGGCUAUGAUCCGGAGCCCCCAGAUAUCUGUAUAGGCUUUAGCGAGCCUUUUGCUGCUGCUGCUGCUGCUGGUGCUGCAGCACCAGCAGCACCACCGCAACCAGCAGCAGCUGCUGCUGCAAUACCAGCAGCAACAACGGUAGCCGCUGCUGCUGCACCAGCUGCUGCUGAUAAUUCCACUUUUGCUGCAGAAGGAGCAGCAAGAUUGGCUGCAGCUGCAGCACCGCCUGCAGCAGAAGGGCAUUGUUCAGGUUCUGCUGCUGCUGCAGCAGCAGCAGCAGCACCAGCACCAGCAGCAAUAGUGCGCAUCCCGAAACCGGAUCUUGUGGCGGGCUUAGCUUCAGUAUGCCCGCUGCAGCAGCAGCAACAGCAACAGCAGCAACAGCAGCAGCAGCAGCAGCAGCAACAGCAGCAGCAGCAGCAACAGCAACAGCAGCAGCAGCAGCAGCAGCAGACACCAGGAGGGUCCCUCGACUCAGAGGCAAGAAGGAGACGCCUGGCUGCCCUCCGAAGGAAUGGGGUUUGUGGGGUCGUCCCCUCCAUGUGGCUGUCUUAG